Messenger RNA from Puccinia graminis f. sp. tritici CRL 75-36-700-3, 1605 nucleotides. RefSeq lists its product as uncharacterized. Gene Ontology annotation, molecular function: fatty-acyl-CoA binding. Gene Ontology annotation, biological process: fatty acid metabolic process. The coding region runs from base 79 to 1605 and encodes 508 amino acids. The transcript has 4 exons. The record is from RefSeq and is a predicted model, not a curated record. Lineage: Eukaryota; Fungi; Basidiomycota; Pucciniomycetes; Pucciniales; Pucciniaceae.
AUACAUUCGGGAUGGUCAACAAGCCAAUGGGAAGGACCCAGGACCAACUUCCUCAUCAUCAUCAUCAGGAGGGAGAAGAUGCCAACAAGAACCGGCGGAAAUCCCAGUGGAAGCAGACCAUUAUCAUCAUCAUCAAGACUAGAAAACUUUCCAAAGAACGGCUUGGGCCAACCUUAUACGCACAAGCAGCAACACUCUUCCUCCAUCGGAUCCUCAUCCACGUCGUUAUUGGCAAAAUCUAGCGUAUUACCACCAUCUAAUCCGGAAACUUCUAACGAGUCUCCUCCUUCUAAUCACAGUCAUGAUAACUCUCAAAGUGAUCACGAGGAAGCGUUUAUCGAACCAUUAUUUCAAACUGCUUUACACAUAGUUCAAUCCUCCUUACCAAGAUCUGGCCAGAUCCAACCCACCUACAAUGACAAAUUAUUACUCUACUCGUUAUUCAAACAAGCCGUCCACGGUGAUGUGAAAUCGACGAUCUCUAAAAGGCCGGGGGUUUUUGACAUGCUGGGUAGAGCAAAAUGGGACGCUUGGAAGGCUAGAGAAGGCUUGUCUUGUUCAGAAGCUAAACGGUUAUACGUCGAAUCAGUAUUGAAGAUCUUACGCUCUCAUCGAGAUAGGCCUGAGGCCAGACUGCUAAUCGAAUCCCUUUCGGGAUACGAGGCUUACUUGGCCACAGUGGAUCAUAUGAGUGACUCGGAUGAAGACUUAUAUUCGGAGCGGAAGAUCGAAAUCCCGGCGUCAAUGCGAGGCAGUAUCCACACCCUGAGCGGCCAAGAACAAGCACAAGAAGGAGCGGAGGAAGAAGAAAGAUCAGAAGAGAAUGAAUCUGCAGGAUCUAAAUCAGAUGAGAAAUCAGCAGAUCAACUAGAAGAGGAGGAGGAGGAUAUCCAGACCUCAGGAUUGGGCCCCUAUAAGAGCUCUUCCCAACUCCCGGAUCCCAUCAACUCUUCAACAGAAACUCACAUCCUGCCGCCACACUCACCAAGAGCUAUCGAGCCUUCAUCGGCAGCCUCCUCAGAAUCGCUCAGCCAGUCACCCUCGCCCAAGGAUGACUCGAGCCCAGCUCAAGCAAGUCAAGAGUCCAUACAAAGCACUCACAUCGAGCCUUCAGAACCGCGCUUUACAUAUGCUCAGGUCCAAAGACUCGUCGACCAAACCCCCCAAACCCUCCCAUUCCACUCUCUCCGCUCUCCUCUCAACCAUCCCACCCAUUCACACCCAGAUUUGUCCCGCCUCACGCUCCCCCAGUCCUCUCACGAUCCAUAUUCUUCUUCCCUUGCCCUCUUACAAUCUAACCUCGAAAAACUUAACCAAACCAUCGAUUUGCUGCACACUCUGAUCUCCAAAAUCCACCCUCCUCAACACCACUCCUCCACUUCCUCACCACCCCCACCACCAUCAGCACUCAACAAAAAUAUUCUUGUGGCAACCCCUUCCUCUAGUCCUUCUUCAAAUCCUCAUCACAAAUCGUAUUCUUUACUCUCCCUUUCUCGGUUGCGCACUGUGCUCAAUCAUCCUUGGGUUAAACGUCUCUUCCUCGAUCUUUCUCUCUUCUUCCUCCUCCUCAAAGCUCGCAAAUUCUUCAACAAACGUCCUGUAUAG